CUCUCUCCUUUCCGUUUCUCUCUUAACCUUUUGGCUUCGCUAUUUCUCUACCAGUCAAGUGUUUUCCACGGAAAAUUGUUUUAUACGGAAUAAGAAAAAAAAAAGAAAAGCUUUAAAAGAAAUGUUAGAACCUUGUUUCCUAAGUUGUUGAUUUUCUUUGAUUGUAAUUUUUUUUAUUUUGAUUUUUUGUUUUGCUCUCCAUUUUCGAAAACCAGAUUUGGAGCUCUGACUAUUGUGUUUUUUUAAUUUUUUAAUUUUGAUAUUUUUUGGAUUGGUUUUUCCAAGUUGCUGCAUCGAGCUUGCAAAUGGGGGUUUGGUUCUUGUCAGUGAAGCUCUGAAGGUAAAUUGAAGCUUCAUUGAUGUAUUUGUAUGAGACAUUAACCGUUUUAAGUUUGAAUAUGGUUUCAUUCCCAUUUUCUAUAUGGAAAAUAAUCUACUAAGUAUUUCAGUAUAAUUUUAAUAGUUGUAUCAUAUUUUAGUUUCUCAUGAACAUUAUAAAGAAAAAAAGGCUCUUCCAUUUUGUACCUGUCAUUCUGGUACUAUGUUAGGGGGACAAAAAUUGUUGAAAAAUCAAAGAAAAACAAAGAUUAUAUUUUGGAUUAUAGUUUCUGGAGUUUGGAUUAGAUGUUGUCUUGUUAUAUAAGCCACUGACUGUUCGAAUUUCUGAAGUCUGUGCUGGUAUCUCCAUGUAAAAUAAUCUGUGAAGAGUCUCUCUGUAUGCAUGUCUAAUCAGAUUCGGUCAGCAGUUUCUGUAAGGAUGGUAAGUGAGAUUAGUUAUUAUAUUCAUUUCUCAGGAUGUCGGUAGGAAUGGAAAGUUAUACCUUUGCUGAGACAGAAGCUUUGAGGGUUCUUUGAUGCAGGAACAGGUUGUCGUUCCAUUUCAUUAAAUUUGCUAUGAAAUUUUUGUUUUUGAGCUUUUGAUUUCUGUCUGGGGGCUGGAGUCUGGAGGUAUGGAUCUAUAUUUUUCUUUCAAAAGACAAGUAUGUAUUUAUUAUUAAGUUUAGAUUUUGUUUAUAUGUAGUCUGUUAACAGUUACCAUAAGCAAUUACUGAUUGUAGUCCCCAUGACAUGUGUAUAUAAAUCUAUUUGGGGCCUCUUGGGUGGAGUACCUUCAGGUAUAGGGUAUUUUGUCUUUCAUAAUUAUGAUGUUGGAAAAAGUGCUGACUUGACUGAUGGAUAGGGUUGUGUUUGCAGAAAUUGUUAGUUGAAGUGCUUGAGAUGUGGAGAAUCCAUGACUCCCUUGACGAGGGUAUUGCGUUUCUGUAACCCUGUUGAUUCCUCACAAUGUUUUUUUAGUGUGGUUGAUAUAGGCUGGUCCAAUGAACAAUAAUGUUGGGAAAAGAGGUUUGGCAGAAAAAAAUCGUAUGGUUUUUGACAAAAAGAGUCUUGAGAGUGGAGUAGUUAAUGGAGGGAUAGGCUCUGGAUCAUCAACUGAAGAUGACACAAGGUUGAAUAAGGUAACUGAAGAUGGAAACAAUGGGUUGAGGGGACUGAUUCAAAUCCAUGAGAGCUUGCAGAUUUCGCAACAACCACCUCAAGGGCCAGUCAUAUGCUGGGAGAGAUUUCUCCCUGUGAGAUCAAUAAAAGUAUUGCUGGUGGAAGAUGAUGAUUCAACACGCCAUGUUGUUCGUGCUUUGUUACGUAAUUGUAGUUAUGAAGUCACCGCUGUUUCCAGUGGUCUUCAAGCAUGGAAAGUCCUAGAAGAUCCAGGAAAUCACAUUGAUCUUGUCCUAACAGAGGUAGCUAUGCCUGUGUUGUCCGGAAUAGGUCUUUUGUGCAAGAUCAUGAGCCACAAAACUCUGAAGAAUAUCCCUGUGAUUAUGAUGUCAUCUCAUGAUUCUAUGGGUAUAGUCUUUAAGUGCUUGUCAAAAGGUGCAGUUGAUUUUUUGGUGAAACCUAUUCGGAGGAAUGAACUUAAAAACCUCUGGCAGCAUGUUUGGAGAAGAUGUCACAGUUCUAGUGGUAGUGGGAGUGAAAGUGCAACCCACACCAGAAAAUCUGCAAAGUCGAGAAGUAAUUAUGCAUAUGAAAACAAUAGUGAUAGCAGUGAUGAGAAUGACUACGGAAGCAGAGGCUUGAGUGUUCGAGACGGAAGUGACAAUGGAAGUGGCACUCAGAGUUCAUGGACUAAAUGUCUGGCUAAAGUUGGCAGUCCUCAUCCAGUUUCACCUCAUAAACAAUUGGUUGAUGCCCCUGAUAGCACAUGUGCCCAAGUGAUGCAUACAAAGCCUGAAAAAGUUAGCAGUAGAUGGGUGCAUGCAACAGAAAAAGAGUGCCGUGAACUUAUUGAUCAUCUUGAUGAAGUUGCAAUGGGUAAAGACUUGGCUAUGGGAAUAUCUUUGAAUAUGCAACUAGAGCAUCCACCUGAGGAACUGUCUAGCAACCCAAUGGGUAAAGUGAUAAAUAAGAUGCCUGGUGUAGAAGAUAUGCAGCUCAUUAAAGGACAGAGUAAUGUCUGUGAAAAAGGACAACCAGAAUACAAUGAUGAUAAAACCAGAACACAGGAAAAUCAGGCUACGAAUGUUGUUGAUGUUACUGAUAGCAACAGUCCACAAGGUGAAAGCAGAGACUUGAAUACUCCAAAUGGGUUUUAUGGUUGCUCACAAACAAAAGCAAACUGUUGCUUCAAACAGCAUCCGUCCCUUGAACUAACUUUGAAAAGGCUGGGAGAAGUAAGAGAUGCUAAAAAUGUCACUGGUGAUGAAUGCAAUGUCUUAAGACAUUCAGAUCUUUCAGCAUUUUCAAAAUAUAAUACUGCAUCUUCUGCUAACCAGGCGCAAACUGGAAAUGUGGGAAGCUGUUCCCCUUUAGACAACAGCUCGGCUGCACCAAAUACAGAUACAAUGCACAACUUUCCAUCUUAUUCCAAUGGCACUCCAAAUCAACAGUCUAAUGGGAGCAACAUCAAUGACAUGGCCUCUACUAAUACAUAUCUUGGCACCAAACCUGAAACUUAUGACAAGAAGCCAGAGUCCAUAAGAGGUAUUGGUUCGUUUAAUUCUUCUGAACUCCAAACUGUGCAGAACAAUAGUAUCUCUUCAUCUCAGAAGAAAACUUCCGUUCGGGAGGAAUAUACAGAAAUUUUUAAAGGACAAGUGGGAGGCUCUGAACAAGGCUUCCAAGUUGAACACACUCACUAUCAGCUUCACCAUUAUAAUCACAUUGCCCAUAAAGCUGCAGUAGAUCUCCGAUCAGAGCAUGAUCUCAUACUGAAAAGCUCAACCAAAGCUGCUCAACAAUGCGUAUCAUCAAAUGCAUUUGGAGGGCCGGCAGAAAGUAAUGCUGCAAACUAUGGUAUGGAUGGAAAUGCAGUGGAGAGCGAUCAUGGGAGCAAUGGACAGGACGGCAGCAACACUUUGACCAUCAGAACGAUAAAUGUGGGAAACGGCAAUGUGACUGCUGGAAGCAUUGGAGUUGGCGGCAUUGAAAGGAAAAUCAUUGGGAAUGGGGCAGAUGAAGGACGACUUGCAUUGAGAGAAGCUGCUUUGACCAAAUUUCGUCAAAAGAGAAAAGAAAGAUGCUUUGAGAAGAGGGUACGAUAUCACAGCAGGAAAAAACUAGCAGAACAGCGGCCACGUAUUAGGGGACAAUUUGUUAGACGAAUAGUGUCUGAUGCCAAAGAAGAAAGAGAUAAACAAAACGACAUGGUAUCCGUGGAUAAUUCUAGUGACAUUCCGCAAUAACACCAGCCCAAAUGCUGAUCAUUAUUUGACUGAUUCCGUUCCAGUAGCUGCCUCUAGCUUCUUACUGUCACACUAAGCCCUUCACAAGUUCACCUUGGGAGAAGCUUGGAGGUUUGUUUUAGAGGAAUCUGUGAGUAGGUAGUUUACCUUUAUUGUGUGAAAGACAUUUAAUUUGAAUCUUCAGGACAAUGUUCUAGAUUCUGUUUGUGGUUGUGAACUUAAAAACUCCAAAUGGACCCAUGGAAGUGGUUGCCGUUGGAUAGGUUAACCUCUGAUGAAAUAAAUUUUAUCAUGUUAGCGUGCAUAUCGGGUACAUCUUGUAAGCAGUCAUUGCUGUUUCUCUCCACACGCUUGCUGAAAUCGAUCCUCUACUGAAAUGGGUUUUUCGAAUUGAUUGUGGUUGAAAAGAAAGGGGAGAAUGGAGUUUCCGUGCCUCGUAUUCGUAUAGUUCAUUACUACGAAGCACGGACAGUUCAUGGCCAUGUCUCUGUCGUGCGAGUAUGAAAUGUGUUAGCCAUGCUCAUGUCCGUGUUUUUCUACACGUAAGGAUUGUAUCUAAACCAUGUCCGUGUCAUGUCAUUCUCAUCUUUGAAAAUUUCUAGUAACUGUCUUU
Messenger RNA from Abrus precatorius (Indian licorice), 4296 nucleotides. RefSeq names its product two-component response regulator-like APRR3. Gene Ontology annotation, molecular function: protein binding. The coding region runs from base 1320 to 3683 and encodes 787 amino acids. Gene Ontology annotation, biological process: cytokinin-activated signaling pathway; phosphorelay signal transduction system. The transcript has 11 exons. NCBI's taxonomy places the organism in Eukaryota, Viridiplantae, Streptophyta, Magnoliopsida, Fabales, Fabaceae. The record is from RefSeq and is a predicted model, not a curated record.